UAAAAGCCCAAUAAACGAGCCCAGAGUCUCGUGAUAUCAAUGGCUUUCGUCAUUAAACCUCGAGCACUUAGCAUUUCGCGCCCUAGUUUAAAUCGAGCUGCCCCGGUCGAAUCCGUUAAACCUCGGGCAUUUUGCCCUAAUUCUUAUCAGUCUCUGCGAUUUAGCUCUGGUUUGAUCGGAUUGUCAUCGAAUAUCCCCAAAUCAAGUGCACUGAAAGUUUCUUAUGGCGAAGCCUUUGCACCUAAAAACUCUGUAGGCUUAAAGAUGAUCUCGUGCUCAAGAAUUGUGUGUUCUGAACUAUCUUCUGAUGAGGAACCAUCUUCUCCUUCGUCUCCAGAUAAUAUUGAAUAUAAUGGGUCGUCCCUUGAGGAAGCAGGAUUUGAUCUAAGGCUACCAAGGAGGAGCUUGAUGGUUCAGUUCACAUGCGAUGCUUGUGGUGUGAGAUCUCAGCGUAUCAUAAAUAGAGUAGCCUAUGAAAGAGGGACUGUUUUCCUACAGUGUUCAGGUUGUGAGCAGUAUCACAAAUUUGUGGACAAUCUCGGACUUGUGGUCGAGUAUGACUUCAGAAUGGAUGCAGAAUCUGAGAACCAACAAGACUGAGAGGUUAUUAUAACUAAAAUGUAAUAUAUUGACUAGCAUCAAACAGAAGAGGCUCUACAUUACUUGAGUAGUUAAAUUUUUGUUCCUUAAAGAGAGUCUGUGUCCUUUAAAUUUGAAAUAUAUGUUAUAUUCAUCUCUGAU
Molecule: messenger RNA, 741 nt
Organism: Amborella trichopoda
Lineage: Eukaryota; Viridiplantae; Streptophyta; Magnoliopsida; Amborellales; Amborellaceae
Biological process (GO): protein stabilization; protein import into mitochondrial matrix; protein folding
Cellular component (GO): mitochondrion
Molecular function (GO): zinc ion binding; protein-folding chaperone binding
Source: RefSeq, a predicted model, not a curated record